AUGGAACUAACUCCUAAAAUCCUAAACCCAGACGGCCACGAAUCAACACUCAGCAAAAGACCACGUUCUCAUAUGUUGGUUCGAGCCAGACUCUUCUUUUUCACUUUGCCAAUUCGAGAAAGCUAUCACGAUCGAUCCGUACCAAUACCUUAUCGCCGAGUGUUAGUUGGUCCAACGGGAAACGCCGAAAAUGAGUUUAACGUUAAGGUGAUAUUCUGGUAUUCGAAAGCUUUUGGAGGAAAAGAUAAUUAG
This is a messenger RNA of Ambispora gerdemannii, 252 nucleotides long. NCBI's taxonomy places the organism in Eukaryota, Fungi, Glomeromycota, Glomeromycetes, Archaeosporales, Ambisporaceae. The record is from the annotation of a GenBank genome assembly.